AUGACAGGAUCAACCCUCUCUGAAAAGUGUAGAUUUCCACACACAAGUGGCCUUUGGUGUCUUCUAUGUCACAAAGCUGAAACAAACUUUGAAACUUUGAGAGCAGGAAACCCUUCAUAUUUUUUUAUUUAUAAAGAAGAUAAAAAGCAAAGUGGUGAAGAACAGGUUGAAAAUGAGUUUGCACUCAAUAAAGUAGCGGAGAAAAUUAAACUGAAUGAAAGUGGUGAAUAUGAGAUCAGAAAGAAGGCAUAUGGAGAAUGGGAAAUAAGUGAAGUUUUUGAGAAGUUACUGCAUAAGAGUGGAUCAUCAGUAGGUGACAUCAAUCAGUUUGACAUAGAAAAAUUUACACAACCAGAUCCAGAAAUUUCUGAUGAUAUAGUUAAUUCCUUUAUUGGUGAACUCAAGAGAAAAAAAAAGACCUUUAUUCACAUUAAUCGUAAUGAGAGCACCUGCAGAGAGUUUAUUUCUGCUUUUAUGACUGCAGCUGUUGAACAUGUCCAGUUAAAAGAAAGUAAACUUUGUCUCAAGAGUAAAGAGUGGCUUGAUGGAAGUCAUGGUUUUGGUCCUGUUGAAUAUUCUGAUUUUGAGAAAGGUGCUGUCCAGAACAUUGUGCAAAUGCAUAGUGCUGUGGAGAAAAAUUGA
This is a messenger RNA of Entrophospora sp. SA101, 642 nucleotides long. Lineage: Eukaryota; Fungi; Glomeromycota; Glomeromycetes; Entrophosporales; Entrophosporaceae. The record is from the annotation of a GenBank genome assembly.